AUGGCUGCGUUCGAAUCCAAGGUGAUCAUGGGCUCUGAUACCCGGUACAACGAUGCCAAUACUAUCCUCUUUGUCACACUCGGUUGUACGAUCGCUUCGUAAGUCGAGUUGAAAACGGUUGAGCGGUACAAGCCGCACUCUGGCGACUGAUACUCCUGUUGUGUACUCGCUCUCCACCCGCCCCAACUGUUCAGUCUCUUGUGCUCCAUCUAUAGCACUCUACGUACCCUCCUCCCCUUAUUGGGUCCUCACCCGCUUGAACGACGCACGACGGGCUCCUCGGUCGGCCCCUACGACGCACCUCCUUCCGUCCAAGAGGAAAAGCGCGCAAGUAUACUGCACGUUUCUGACCUUCAAGUCAUGGUUUAUUGACGUAACAAAAGGACCCUUCUUACACCAGCCGAGGUUGAAGUCGGCGCAGCGGUUCACAACCUAUCUUGCCGGGUUGGACAUCAUCGCUGUCUCAGUCUUGGUGUGGGAGGUGCGUCCUGUUCCCUUCUUAGCAGUCGGUAACACUUGAAUCUAACCGAUUUCACAUUGUCACAGACCGCUGUGGCCUCGUCUGCGGGCUCUGCGAUCGGAUCGAGUCGAGCCGGGGCGGCCCGGUUGACGCUUGCUUGCGCGGCUCGGCCUACUUUGCUCAUGGUGGUCGCUGUUCUCUCUUACGCGAAUGUCGUCUUGGGUUGGCUUCUUUCUCUCGAGUUCAGUAAUUUUGACGAAGAGCUGACUCCAUGACUCGAUCUCAACUCCCAGGACGAUCGAUCUCGCUCGGCCGUGUCGACUGGGUCGUCUGGUUGCCGGCGCUCUUUCUGGUGGGACUUGGGACCGGCCUUGCAAGUGCUAUUUCGCGAGCUGCUCCUAAAGUAUGGAUCGGACUGGUCGCUUGGAUUGGGCUGUUUGCUCUCAUUGGUGCGUGGGCUGAACUGACCUGGCCGCGCGGAUGUUUCAUCAGUGAAAGCGUACUCAUCGACCCCUCACCCUGUCUGCGCAGUGACCAUCUGCUUCGGACGUAUCCUCGUAGCCAUCUUACGCGUUCGCAAGGAAAGUGAGCGUGAACGCAAACGCGACACCUCUCACUGGGCUCUCGAACAAGAGCGUGUCAUCCGCAGUAGCAACGGUACACGUGACUCGCGCCACUCGCGCCAUUCCUACUUCAACCGGCCUCUGGGUAGCCCCUAUCUUCCACCGAUCCACACCAACUUCUCUGGUCUGUCCACGUCAUUUAUCGGCACAGUCGGUCGUUCGAAUUCCACUAUCGACUUCUCGAUCUAUCCGGCGACCAUCGAGCCUUCAUUCCGGGAUGCCAAUACGCCGGCCGUCGGAUACGCCCCUUCGCGACCCUCACUGGACCAGGAUUUGAACGUCCGAGACUUCCGCUCACCCACCCCUGGUUCUAGUCGGGGCUUACUUUCCAGUAUGUUUGACACUUUAUCUCGAGCUGCGACGCCGAACACGUUCUACACCUCCAGUCCUCCCCCUUCGUCGAAAACCGUUUGCGAGCCCGACCCCCGUCCCUCACCAGGUGGGGGAGAAGAAGAGGGUCCGCAUGAGAUCCUGACAUUCGAAGAACUGCCACGCCCUUCUAUGUCGUCCAUUUUCCCUUCGACCUGCGGAGAAGGCUUCGUCGGCGGCCCAGCGAUUCGAAAUGCGAUCGUGAAGGAGGUGUGGGCCGGAGCUCCGAUUCCUGGGUCCGGCCAUGGUCCAACGGUGGAGUUGUCGAGGAAGGAAGCACGUGGCGCGCUGGUGAGGAUCGGAGGGCAUCUCGCUGGAUGCCUCGUCGGAUUUGUGAGUCUCGAGCCUGCUCCCUGAAUACCCAACCUGGUGAGCUGACCUGGUCGCCUCUACCGUUUAAAGGCUUUCAUCGCACCUUUUCUGUUCGCCCGAAUCCUCCGCCCAGAUGCGCUCCCCCCUCUCCUCUCGUCGAUGCUGCUCGUGGUUGGGAUCUCUCAACCAGGCAUCAUUCUCGCCGCACAAUGCGCGCUCAGCGAAGGCUUCUGGUUCAAGCAUCCUAUCCCACCGGUGCUCACGUCCUCUUCGGCGGCAGAUCUCGAGCGCUCUCAUGCUCGUGAUGAUGACAAUCCUUCGAUGCGGGAACGCGCCAGCAGUUUUGCUUCAAGUUGUCGUUAUGCAACAAGUGCUUCGACCCUGCCUGGCAUUCCGACGGACGGCGAGGAUGUCGAGACGCCUAAAGGGACGCUUGGUAAGUCAUCACGAAGUUCUGCUCCCCCAGAUGGCAGCCUGGAGCUGAUAACUAGCUCUACAGGUCGAGCUAUGGCAAUGGCAUCAGCACACCCGAAACUUCUCGUGUUGUCUGAAGCUCCGACAUCCAAGUCGGCCGCUGUGACGUCCGGUGCCAACCACAACACUCAUCGCAGCGGAGCCCACGUCCGCUUGCGCAGUCUGCAGCUCGCCAAAAGUGCAUUUUCCACCAUCACCUCACGAUACGGCCACGAACGCGGUGCAAGUGUGGCUAGUCGGGCAACUGUGGGAGGAUUCGAGCAUCCAUCUGAGCAGGCGCCAGUCUCUUCAUCUCCCGAAGUCGGCUAUCGUGAGGACGAGCUCAUCACUCGGUCGCUGCUACUCGCUCGGCGUGCAUCGAUCGCAGUGGAUCGGCCUCGACAUCGCUUGAUGGCAACGGGGACUAGUCGGCACACGCAUUCCUUCUUCGGAAAUCUCGCCAGUGUCUCGCAAGUCGUGUCGACCUCCGCCUUCGAGGGCAAGACACCCGAGUACAGCUUCCACACUCGCGAGCUCACUCUGUCGAGCCAGAUUUCUGCGAACUCCCAAGGAGCCGACUCGCCGAACUACACCAUCGACUACCUCUCAUCCCAAGUACUUCCUCGCCUCCGUCCAGACAUCAAAGUUGGUUCAUCGACUACGGUCAAGUCCGAAAGCAUGUCUCACCAUCGUCGCCCAAGCGUACCACUGGGAUGCCAAGCGCAGUCAAUGAAGAUGCGCGAGUUUGGUCAUGGCGGUUCGGGGUCGGCGCGGCGCAACUUCUCCCUCCCGAACGUCUUCCACCGUGAUGGCGAGGACAGAUCAUCUUCGCCUGAAGAGGAGGAUCCUUGGGUUGCGAUCGAGGAAGAUGACGCUAGGGCGGCGUCUUCGCCGCUCAAAUCGAUCACUCGGAUGGUGCGAGGCGAGGGCAUGUCUUCGAGCCACCGAUCGAAGCCUUCGAUCAAGAAUCGCUCAGAUGACGCCUGGGACCAAGUUGAAGCGAGCGAGAAGAGCACAUCACGCCGCCGACGGCCAUCAUCGAUCCAAAUUGACAGCAACAGCAGGCGUGUCACGUGCCCGGAGCCUCAUAUCGUGAUCUCUCCGCCACCUGCUGCGGCCGUUGCGAACGAGGUCGGAGAUUCUGAGGCAGAGAUUCUUACUGAAGAGCACGAUUUUGCGGAUUCAGAGGGCGAGGACGACGAGCAUAUCCAGGAAGCCGUUUUCCGCUCAUAUCAGGCAGCUCAGUCGAAAACACGCCUUGAACACGCAAGCCCGACCUCAACCCAAUCUGACGAGCCUUCGACGACCGUUCACAACGAGUUCGGCCAACCCCAACAGGUGCCUGUCCGACCAAGCAGUCAGUCAAGCAAUCGUGACUCCACAGGAUCCAAUAUUUCGGCUUCGCUUUUGCGACGACUCGACUUUUCCAACGAGUCCUUCGCCUCAACCAGAUCGAUCAUCUCGACCAGCGAUUCGAUCACCAGCAUUGGUUUCCGCAACCUACUCGAGACGAACUGUAAGCGGAUAACUUGUUGUGACAGCGACCACUCAUUUGACAAACUAACGAUUAUGUUUGGGGCACUGCAGCAUGGCAUGCGCGAGAAGAGCUCAGCAGUUCCGAAGAGCGCUCGUCGUCGGAGGUAUCUCGCGUCCAUCGUAGCAUCAACGGCUUCAACACCGCACGGUCUUCGUCUGGCGUUCUUGGUGGGCGUGAUAUCAACGCCGCUCGACUCUCUUCGGCUUCCGAGAGCGAGGACAGCGAUUCGAGGCCUCGCAAGGCUGUGGUGCGUCGCUCAUCCGUCACCACUUCCACCGCUGCAAGCCAAGCUCCGCACCGCCGUAUUUCAAGCAUCCCUAUCCCCCCGAUUCCCGACACCAUCACCGAGGACUUUGACGAGGACAAGAAAUCGAAUGCUGGCUCAACACCCAGAGCGGGACGGACGCGUGUCGAGUCGACAACAACGACGAUUCGCGGUAGAGGCACGCCAGGUCGACAGACACCGGAACCCGUCCACACCGUCCACCCUGCCGUCGUGACUUCCCCUGGGAUCACAACUCGUUCGAGGGUUCGCACCGCCGCCAUGACACGCCAUGAUGAAAAUGCGGCCCCCGGAUCAGUCCUCAAGACACAGCAAGGCCCUCACGAAAUUCGAGGCUCCCGGACGCCUGUUCGAACCAUGCGAUAG
Molecule: messenger RNA, 4403 nt
Organism: Microbotryum saponariae
Lineage: Eukaryota; Fungi; Basidiomycota; Microbotryomycetes; Microbotryales; Microbotryaceae
Source: the annotation of a GenBank genome assembly